This is a messenger RNA of Belonocnema kinseyi, 2659 nucleotides long. RefSeq names its product acetyl-CoA acetyltransferase, mitochondrial (gene Acat1). Lineage: Eukaryota; Metazoa; Arthropoda; Insecta; Hymenoptera; Cynipidae. The transcript is spliced from 9 exons. The record is from RefSeq and is a predicted model, not a curated record. Gene Ontology annotation, biological process: fatty acid beta-oxidation. Bases 907 to 1806 code for a protein of 299 amino acids. Gene Ontology annotation, molecular function: acetyl-CoA C-acetyltransferase activity.
UGCUCCACAGAUUUCGCCAUUUUUUUGGACACCUUUCCAAAAGCCUAUAUAUAAAGGUCUGUGGUCUAUAUAAAGUCAUAUGAGCAAACCUUGACUUCAUAAUCACCUUGUAAUAGAUUUUUUGUUGGAUAUCAUAUCAGUGCAACUGGGAACAUAUGUAAUCAACAGUUUCUCUUCACAGUGCUACAGCCAGGUUUAUAAACGGUCGUACCUAUAGGUAUGACUUAUUUAUUUUUAUUGAAUUGAAAACCUUCAUAUUGAUGAAAUGUUUGUUUUCAAAUUUCAGGAUUUUAGAUGUUGGAAGAGGAGGUACAAAAUGCUCUGAACAUAAUGAUAGGUCUUUAUGCAAAUCAUGGAGUUCUUCAGGAUAUUCCAAAUCAUUCAGAUUGUCACAAGUAACUUUAUGUUCAUCAAGAGAUCUAUCAAAUUUAAAGUGACACAAACACCUGUCACAACAUAAUUAUCAGACUCUAAUCCAUACUCAUUGGUACCUAAACCGUUCAUUUUCUCAAAUUUUGGAAUUUCCUCAAGAGUAAUUGGAAACUUGAUAUCAUUAUAUUUGAGUUCUGAACCAUCAAGCUGAGGAUAAGACCUGGUUCUACUUGCAUUUUUUUCAACCACGUGAAGAGCUGCUAUUACUGACCAGAGAAAAUAAUACAAGUGUUCAUUUUUAAUCUUAACCACAGCUUUUUUCUCUCUAUAAAAUCAGGUUGCUGAUCUAUAUAAAAGGUCAUAUGGGACAAAAAAACUCACUGACAUUGUAAUUGUUGGUGCAGCAAGAACUCCAAUUGGAAGUUUUCUAGGGCCAUUAUCUUCAUUUUCUGCGACAAAACUUGGAGCUGUGGCGAUUCAAGUCUUCCAGAGUCAACUGUUUGUACUACUAUUAAUAAAGUGUGUGCUAGUGGUAUGAAGAGUGUAAUGCUUGCUGCUCAAGCUUUGCAAUGCGGUCAGAGGCACGUGAUAAUCGCAGGAGGUAUGGAAUCGAUGUCUAAUGUACCAUUUUAUUUGAAGAGAGGUACUCCUACGUAUGGUAAAACAAUUCUGGAUGAUGGAAUCGUACAUGAUGCUCUCACUGAUGUUUAUAAUAUGUGUCACAUGGGUAAUUGUGCAGAAAACACAGCAAAAAAAUUUGGAAUCACACGAAAGGAACAAGACGAUUAUGCUAUAAGUAGCUAUAAAAGAAGCGCAGCAGCUUACGAAAAUAAAGUGUUUAAUAACGAACUCAUUACUAUCAAUGUACUACAAAAACAAGGAAAGUUUGCAAUUGCUAUUAAUGAAGAUGAAGAACAUAAGAAAGUAAAUUUUGAUAAGUUUCAUCAUUUACCUACAGUUUUCCAGAAAGAUCACGGAACAAUUACAGCUGGUAAUGCCUCAACAUUGAGCGAUGGAGCUGCUGCUAUAGCUUUAUGUACUAGCAAGUUUGCCCAGCAAGAAAGGCUUAAACCACUUGCAAAAAUACUAGCUUUUGAAGACGCUGCAAUUGCUCCAAUUGAUUUUCCAACAGCUCCUGCACUAGCCAUUUUUAAGCUUUUACAAAAUGCUGGAAUUAAUAAAUCUGACAUUGCACUUUGGGAAAUUAAUGAGGCCUUUAGUGUCGUUGCUAUUGUAAAUCAAAAGCUCCUAGACAUUGAUCCUAAUAAAUUAAAUGUCCACGGCGGUGCAGUCUCACUUGGACAUCCUAUAGGAAUGUCUGGGACUCGUCUGAUUGUCCAUUUGGUUCAUGCUUUGAAGACUGGUGAAAAAGGAAUUGCAUCGAUUUGUAAUGGCGGCGGCGGGGCAUCUUCCAUUUUAAUUGAAAAAAUAUAAAAAAAUCGUCACUUAUAGAUUGAGCCGUGCACAACAAGAGAAGAAUGGGCUAUAAUAAAAAUAGUUAUUUCCGGUUCCAAUCCUACACAAAACUACACAUUUUGGCUUACUUUUCGUGCACAUUGCAGUUCGCUUCAUCAGGGCUAACCUGAAACUGAGGUACCACGUUAUGUUGUUCUUUUAUAUUCUCUUGACGAUGUCUGUGAUUGGCCAGAGCGCCCCACCUUGGAUACUGGUCGAACCUGAUUGGCCAAAGAAGUUUGUUUUUUAAUCUGUGAGGACGAAAAGCCAAAUUAGAUUGGUAUUAUAUCCAUUGCACCUAUUGAUGCUAUUAGGGUGUCUUAAGAUUUCGAUUGCUUCUUUAUUUUUUCUUGGAAAAAGUUGUGUUUUGGCGGUACCGUUUCGAUAUGAUGCUCAGUUAGAGCCGAUUGCGUGCACUGCUUCAGCCUAAUUUUAGUCUCAUUUUUCUUUAUAUCAGCCCCAUGCCAUUUUUCUGGAGGCCCGUGGAAAAUAUUUGUCAUGAGAGUUGACGAUCGCCGUGUGGCGGCGCCAGCUAUGCAGUUGGCCUAGCAUUCAAAUAAUGCACAGCGAAAAUGUUAAAAAAACUGUUUGUUAAAUAAAUAUAAUGUCCUGAUAGUUCUGGUUGAAAGAUAAUAAUCUUUAGGAUUUUUUUGAAUCUUACCAAUUAAGAAUGAUUUUCGAAAAUCGUAACAUUCACUGCUUUUAAACGUAAAUCUCAGUGUAUUCCUACGAACCACAACAAAUUAUUAUUCAUGCGCAAUUAAAUUAGACAUAUGAUUAUGUGUAAUUUCUAAGUAUUUGAAAAGAAAAUAGUAUAAAUUUUAUAUUAUUU